This is a messenger RNA of Phlebotomus papatasi, 901 nucleotides long. Its product is annotated as chymotrypsin-1-like. The record is from RefSeq and is a predicted model, not a curated record. Gene Ontology annotation, biological process: proteolysis. Gene Ontology annotation, molecular function: serine-type endopeptidase activity. The coding region runs from base 30 to 830 and encodes 266 amino acids. NCBI's taxonomy places the organism in Eukaryota, Metazoa, Arthropoda, Insecta, Diptera, Psychodidae. The transcript is spliced from 2 exons.
UAGUCAGUGUUGCUGGAAGUGUUGAAAAAAUGAUUCGUGAAAUCUGCCUUGUUGCUCUGCUCUGUGUUGCUGGAGUGUUCUCCAGGACCGUGGAGAUUGAUGAUGUCCAGAAGGAAGUCCCUGAUUGGUCAAUUGGCUGGGAAGGAUUCAUUGUGGGUGGUCAGAAUGCCGUUGCUGGACAGUUCCCACACAUGGCAUCUCUGAGAUCCACUGCCAACAACCACUUCUGCGGUGGUUUCAUCAUCAGCAACAGAUGGGUUGUCUCUGCUGCUCACUGCACCAUCAACCGCAAUCCCGGAAACACCUGGAUCGUCGUUGGAGCCCUGCAACUCAGCACUGGUGGAACCAAUGUCUUCACCUCACAAGUCGUUAACCAUCCCGGCUACCAAGGUUCCACUCUUGCCAAUGAUAUCUCCCUGCUCCAAUCUCGUGAUACCAUCACCAGCAGUAACACCGUUUCCCCAAUGGCUGUGGGAUCUGACUUUGUUGGCGCUGGUGCUCAGGCUACUGCUGCAGGAUGGGGACGUUUGGGAGCCAAUCUGCCACUUGCCAACACUCUUCAGUGGCUCAACACAAUGACCCUUACCAAUGCCGACUGUCGCAAUAGGAUGCCCGGCGGAGCUGCCAACAGUGUCCACGACAACACCAUCUGUGCCUUCACCCAGUCCGGCCAGGGUAUGUGCAACGGAGACUCUGGAUCUGCUCUCUUCAUCGGCAACACAGCCAUCGGUGUUGUCUCCUGGGGUAUUGGACCUUGCGCUAGUGGCUUCCCAGAUAACUUUGCCCGUGUCUCGUCUCACCGUGACUGGAUCAGUACCACCGCUAUAUAAGUCACAUCAUCGACGAAAACAAUUUUUGAGAAAUGAUUCACAAAUAAAUCAUUUUUGAUAGACGGCCAAGA